Molecule: messenger RNA, 754 nt
Organism: Cyprinus carpio (common carp)
Lineage: Eukaryota; Metazoa; Chordata; Actinopteri; Cypriniformes; Cyprinidae
Gene: znf593
Product: zinc finger protein 593
Source: RefSeq, a predicted model, not a curated record
GUGAACGCGCCACGGAGCUAGCGACCCGGAAGUUAUUCCAGUUCCCAACGUGUGUGUGGCGAGGUAGCUGCGCGCUAACGUGGUAAGAUCAUGGGAAAGUCCAAACAGGUCGGGAAGCACAGUAAAGGCAAGAAGAAGAACAUUUCCAAGACAUGGAAGACUAAGCGCAGGACGAAGGACCUUGACCAGAUCCAUGCAGACAUGAUCCCCACAAAUGCUGUCAAGUUACUAAAGCAAGAUGUAAAUUAUGAUGUUACAGGAUGUGCUCAGAAUUACUGUCUGCACUGCGCGAGAUAUUUUGUCGAUUUGAAAACCCUGAAGGAGCAUUUCAAGUCCAAACCUCAUAAAAAACGAUUGAAGCUGCUGAGGGAAGAGCCAUAUACACAGGCCGAGGCAGAGCGGGCAGCAGGAAUGGGCUCCUACAUCCCACACAAAACUGUAGAGGUUCACACACAGCAGGUCGAGGAAGAUAUGGACUGAAAGAUGACUUUGGUCUGCCUCUCUGUGGACUCUUGCUCUUCUGAAAAAAUAUAUUCUUGAAAAAUAUAAAAUGAAUUGAUAUUAUUUUGAUGACUGUUCAUUGACAAUUCUCUGUAAAUUAAGACUUGUUUGAUUUUGGAGAAGUCCUGGAACAGCUGGCUACAGUUACGUACUUGUUGUGAAAUUAAAUUGGUAAACAACAAGCAACCAUCUUGGACUGAAAGCCUCACAAAGUUCAUUAUGUAUGUGAAUAUAAACUCACCAAAAAGACAAA